AUGUCCAACGGACUCCAUUUGCAGCCUGCAGGACGCUGUAGGUUGGAUGGCGGGUUGGGCCCUGCGACGGGCGUGUCGGUAGACUGCUCUAGGGUUUAUGGACCGGGGGGCGCGCAACCAGACCACCUCCACGUGGUGCGCCCUGGGCUGUCUGCUUCGCGGCAGACAGGCGAAGAGUCUGGUGUCUUUUUGUUAUUUAUUUAUGCACAACUACCCAUCAACACUCUACUGCCCAUUAUGGGUGUCAAAAUGGAAAUAAAAAAAAGAUCUUUCUGGCAUCGUCAUGUUUAUAUGGCAAUGAGUCCAAGUCUUUGUCGCAAGGCCAGCAUGGGAUCUCCUUUUUCUGCCCACUUUCUUAGACCUGCAGAACUGUGUAUCGAGCUCGUUGUCUUGUCUCCCUUGUUCAGGCGAUUUUUUCUUAAAGUCAUUGAAUGGGCGCCCCCAUUUCAACAAUGCCAUCGCAACAUGCAUCUUCAGCCAUUGACCAUUUCUGAAUUAGUCCAAUUACCUGAAAACAUGAGCAUUCUUGUUGACGAAAAAUAUUACAGAAAUUGUCAACGUGUCUUCUUUGAUCAAGUACCACGUAUCAUACCAUCUCGACGAAUGCCUACCAUUGCCAGGGUGUGGCUCUUCAGAUCAUACAGACCAUAGCACUGUCGAGUUUGUUCAUCUGACUUACUCAUCUAACCAAGUUCCAUAGCCCCAUACGACAGACUGAAUGUUCCUUCAAUGACCGAGACUCAUAGUUACCCUUGGGAUUGGAGCUUUGGAGAGUCCCUAUAUUAUCACCUUGCGUGCGAUAAAUAAAACUGGU
This is a messenger RNA of Lobosporangium transversale, 814 nucleotides long. RefSeq lists its product as hypothetical. Bases 1 to 651 code for a protein of 216 amino acids. The record is from RefSeq and is a predicted model, not a curated record. NCBI's taxonomy places the organism in Eukaryota, Fungi, Mortierellomycota, Mortierellomycetes, Mortierellales, Mortierellaceae. The transcript is spliced from 4 exons.